CUUUUGAAAUGCAAAAUGAAGUAAUGGUUGCCUCUAUAUAAGGCACAGCUAACAGCAGAAACACUCAACACCAAAACAGAACCAAAGUUAUGGAUACCCUCUCUCAGCUUAGCCUUCUUUGCCUUUGCCUUUCCUUCUUUCCCCUUUUCGCUUCCCCUGCUUUGCUGUUUCAGGGGUUCAACUGGGAAUCAAGUAAGAAAGGUGGUUGGUACAACUCGCUGAAGAACACUAUUCCUGACCUUGCAAAUGCUGGAAUUACACAUGUUUGGCUCCCUCCUCCCUCUCAAUCUGUUUCACCUGAAGGUUAUCUUCCAGGAAGGCUAUAUGAUCUUGAUGCAUCAAAGUAUGGAACAAAGGAUCAAUUGAAGUCCUUAAUUGCUGCUUUCCAUGACAAGGGAAUAAAAUGCCUAGCUGACAUAGUGAUCAACCACAGAACUGCAGAAAGAAAGGAUGGAAGAGGCAUAUAUUGCAUCUUUGAAGGUGGUACUCCAGAUGCACGUCUUGAUUGGGGUCCAUCUUUCAUUUGCAAAGAUGACAAUACUUAUUCUGAUGGCACCGGAAACCUUGACAGUGGUGAGCCCUAUGAUCCUGCUCCUGAUAUUGACCACCUCAAUCCACAAGUGCAAAGAGAGUUAUCUGAAUGGAUGAAUUGGCUCAAAACUGAAAUUGGUUUUGAUGGAUGGAGGUUUGAUUAUGUGAAGGGCUAUGCCCCUAGCAUUACCAAAAUUUACAUGGAACAAACUAGGCCAGAUUUUGCAGUAGGAGAGAAAUGGGAUUCUCUUUCUAUUGAUAACUAUGACGGUCAUCGUGGGGCACUGGUGAAUUGGGUUGAAUCUGCUGGUGGGGCUAUCACUGCCUUUGAUUUCACAACAAAAGGAAUUCUUCAAGCUGCUGUGCAAGGCCAACUUUGGAGGUUGAAGGAUUCAAAUGGCAAGCCUUCUGGAAUGAUUGGUGUGAAACCAGAAAAUGCAGUAACCUUUAUUGACAACCAUGAUACUGGUUCCACUCAGAGAAUUUGGCCAUUCCCAUCUGAUAAAGUCAUGCAAGGAUAUGCUUACAUUCUAACACAUCCUGGCACCCCAUCAAUAUUCUACGAUCAUUUCUUUGAUUGGGGCUUGAAGGAGCAGAUAGCCAAAUUGAGUAGCAUAAGGGUGAAGCAUGGGAUCAAUGAGAAAAGCAGUGUGAAUAUUCUGGCAGCUGAAGCUGACCUUUAUGUUGCAAAGAUAGACAACAAGAUCUUUUUGAAGAUAGGGCCAAAGAUGGACCUUGGAAACCUUAUUCCCCCAAAUUUCCACGUUGCUACCUCUGGCCAAGACUAUGCCGUGUGGGAGUGACUCAAUUUAUUACAUUACAAUAAGUUACCAUUGGAAUAAGAUCAUCUUGUAAAAAAUAAUUUCAAAGCUUGUAAUCCAUUAUCGGUUUAAAUAUGUUUUUAAUCUCUAUAAAACGAGUGGAUUUUGAUUUUAGUUGAAAUUAUUUCUUUUGGUCAAUAAUUA
Molecule: messenger RNA, 1496 nt
Organism: Glycine soja
Lineage: Eukaryota; Viridiplantae; Streptophyta; Magnoliopsida; Fabales; Fabaceae
Product: alpha-amylase
Exons: 4
Coding region: 90-1334 (414 amino acids)
Biological process (GO): carbohydrate metabolic process
Molecular function (GO): alpha-amylase activity; calcium ion binding
Source: RefSeq, a predicted model, not a curated record